This is a messenger RNA of Callorhinus ursinus (northern fur seal), 2135 nucleotides long. It is a transcript of the gene ORMDL3, whose product is annotated as ORMDL sphingolipid biosynthesis regulator 3. Lineage: Eukaryota; Metazoa; Chordata; Mammalia; Carnivora; Otariidae. Gene Ontology annotation, cellular component: endoplasmic reticulum membrane. The record is from RefSeq and is a predicted model, not a curated record.
CAACAAUAGCAUAGACUCCACCUCCUCGUUCCACCCUCUUCCCCAGCUAGUGGGGGUUCGCCCCGGUACUCGCCGUCUUUCCAUUCCCACGGCCCUCGCGAGUCCGGGAGGCAGGGCCCGAGCUGAGAGAGCAGCGGCACGAGAGGGGCAGCAGGAUGAAUGUGGGCACGGCGCACAGUGAGGUGAACCCCAACACGCGGGUGAUGAACAGCCGCGGCAUCUGGCUGUCCUACGUGCUGGCCAUCGGGCUUCUCCAUGUCGUGCUGCUCAGCAUCCCCUUUGUCAGCGUCCCUGUUGUCUGGACCCUCACCAACCUCAUCCACAACAUGGGCAUGUACAUCUUCCUGCACACGGUGAAGGGGACACCCUUUGAGACUCCGGACCAGGGCAAGGCGAGGUUGCUAACCCACUGGGAGCAGAUGGACUAUGGGGUCCAGUUCACAGCGUCUCGGAAGUUCUUAACCAUCACACCCAUCGUGCUGUACUUCCUCACCAGCUUCUAUACCAAGUAUGACCAGAUCCAUUUCAUCCUCAACACUGUGUCCUUGAUGAGUGUGCUCAUCCCCAAGCUGCCCCAGCUCCACGGAGUCCGGAUUUUUGGAAUCAAUAAGUACUGAGGGCGCAGCCCCUUCCCCUGUCUGGCUGGCGGGGGGAGGAGUAGGAGCCUGUGCUGUGAUGCUGAAGACAGAAGGAGCCUCUGGAUCCUGCUAGAGAUGGGGGUUGAGCCUCUGGGCCCUCGUUUCCCCCCUCACUUCCCCCGGUAGCCGACUUGAAGUAGCUUGUAGUGGAGUUCGGGUGGACCCCCCCAGGUCUCUGACCCUUUCUGAUUUUUUUGAUCGUUUCCUUUUGCCUUUUGGAUAGAGACUUCGUGGGGGCAGUCAUGGAAUGGGCUGGGCUCCCGGCUGAAUGCAGACAUGUGAGGUUGGGACAAGAGAAAUCCCCUGCUCACUUGCUCAUCCUCAGACUGCUAAAGCACUUUAACCCCUGCAAGGGGAGCAGGGGGUUACGGUACAGCUUCUGGAUGGUUUCACUUUAAUUCUUAAGUCUUUAGGAUGACACUCAGUGUGUGCUCGUAUAUAUGAAAGCAAGCGCAUGACGGUGCCUCAUUCCUCCGGGUAGAGAACUGUCUAUUGCAAGUCUCAUGCUUUUGGCAGCUCCCCUCCCACCCACCCUGGGCACUGGAUUGGAGUGGGGAGGGUAAGGAGAGGGGUGGUGGGGCUGGGUGUGGGUGGCCUGGUCCCAGAGGUGAGGGGGCUGCGUCCACUCUCAUCUUGGCCCUGGUGGAGGUGGGGAGGGCGGUUGGGGCAGGGCUGGGGAUGGAGAAUUGAGACAUGAAAGAAGGGGCCACACAGCGGCAGAGAUUGGUGUAAGGGAGGGGGAUGGGGAUAGAAGCCGGACCUAACCUCAGUCUUUGGGAAGUGGACAGGAUGGGGCAGGCUCAGGGGCUGCCCCACAGCCUGGUGGUGAUAAUAGGACGACAGGAGGCUGUGGGGGGUUGGGAGCUCCCGCGUCAGCGUGGGGGGUGCGGAGGGGUGGAAGAGGCCUGUGAGUCAUCGCUAGCACCGGUCCAGUGUGACACUGCCUUGUGCGCUGGUGUGAGGGGUGUGGGGGAACUGGGACAUGUGAUGGGUGGUAGGGCUCUUCUGCAUCCUCCGCCUUCUCCUCAUGCAGACUGGAGCUGGUGCAGGGCCUCUUGUGUGGCGUGUACCUGUGGGGCUCUGGGGCCACCCCCGAACGGGGGGCGUGGGCCACAGAAUGGCCCCUGCCCAGGCAGGGUAGCAGAAGGAGCCAGGAGUGACCUGCGGACGCUGUCGCCUCAGCUGCCGCCAGGAGAUGUGGGGCAGGGGCCUGAGUGUGGGCUGGAGAGAGGGGCUGCUUUCUCCCCUGCUUGAUCUGACCAGGGUCUGGGUUACUUUUGAAAAGGUGUGGGUGCCCAUGCCCCGCCUCCCAGGGCCCUGAGGGAGGAGGGGAGGUCAUUGGUCCAGUUUCCUGCCUCCCGAUUCCCCUGCUCCCCACCCCAUGUGUCAUAGGGAACUUUCACCUCAAAAUCUUUCUAAGCAAUGUGUGAAUAGGAUUUUUACUCCCUUUGUACAGUAUUCUGAGAAACGCAAAUAAAGGACAAUGUGUUUCUGUUU